AUGCAAGACCUUCGAUGGAAUCAGAUCACCAAUCUGGAAGAUAAUGCCUUCGACGGUUUGUCAAAUUUAAAGGAACUGAAUCUUCAACUGAAUCAAAUAACCACACUGGAAGAUAACGCUUUCCAUGGUUUGUCAAAUUUAAAGACACUAGUUCUUUCCAACAACAGAAUUACCACAGUACAGGACAAUGCUUUUGCCGGCUUACACAAUUUAAGUUAUCUAUCUCUGUACCGAAACCAGAUAUCCGCAAUACCAAACAAUGUAUUUAAAGAAUUGCCAAAUUUAAAGACACUGCACAUCUUUAGCAAUAACAUAACUACAUUAGACAAAAACAUGUUCUUGGGACUUCCAAAAUUAAAGACGCUGUCAGUGGAAAGGAAUCCUCUGCACUGUGACUGCAUCUUAGCCGAUUUUGUCAGAUUUUCCAAAUCAAGGAAGUUAACAUUGACGUACAUACCGUAUGACAUAGAACCGAAAUGUUCAACCCCGAGUAAUCUGACAGGAGUAUUGUUGCGGGAUCUCUCCUCAGAGGACAUGAAUUGUGACGUCACUACAGCAACUACACCAAUACGAGAAACGUCAGGUAAAAUGAUUAUUUUAUUCAAUAAAAAACACUGAAUUGUCUGAACUGAAAAACACUCCUAGGCAUUACCUAUUUUUAGAGGCGAAAACGCGAAUAAAACAUGAAUUAUCAAAACGCCUAAAUCUCACCCACUCAACUUAUCUUUAUUUUUAAUAUCGUUUAUUUUUUAUGUAUGAAUAAUUAUCUACAGAACAAGGAGUUAAACUAAGCUUCAUAUUUAUCCUGCAAGGUAAGAUUGCUGUUGCUGUUCCCAAGCAUGGGGAAAAAGUGUGAUUAGCUAUGAAAAUGGCUGGAGUGUGUUCUUUCUUAAUGAAAAUCUGUAAAGGGGUCUCUUAUUAUUGCUAAUAUUGAAAAUAAAUUUUCUUGUCAAAAGUCUUUGUUGGGUUGAGCUUCCAGGCUGAUAUUGAUGAUUACUGGAGGCCUGGUAUACUUGGCAAAACUACAAAAGGCAUUCUAUAGCUUACAAGAAAGGACCUUAGACUGAAAUUUAAGUAAAGGGGAUUGAGCAAUUGUUUUCCAGCACUUAAUUUAAAAUUAAAAUAAAUUGUCAGUGGCACUCCUUUAACUUGAUUUUUGACCGACGUUCAAUCGGUUUUUGACAAGAACA
This is a messenger RNA of Saccostrea cuccullata (small rock oyster), 1190 nucleotides long. Its product is annotated as leucine-rich repeat transmembrane neuronal protein 2-like. The coding region runs from base 1 to 618 and encodes 205 amino acids. Gene Ontology annotation, molecular function: protein binding. NCBI's taxonomy places the organism in Eukaryota, Metazoa, Mollusca, Bivalvia, Ostreida, Ostreidae. The record is from RefSeq and is a predicted model, not a curated record. The transcript has 7 exons.